Messenger RNA from Melozone crissalis (California towhee), 278 nucleotides. RefSeq names its product protein PET100 homolog, mitochondrial. NCBI's taxonomy places the organism in Eukaryota, Metazoa, Chordata, Aves, Passeriformes, Passerellidae. Bases 43 to 249 code for a protein of 68 amino acids. The record is from RefSeq and is a predicted model, not a curated record. Gene Ontology annotation, biological process: mitochondrial respiratory chain complex IV assembly. The transcript is spliced from 4 exons. Gene Ontology annotation, cellular component: mitochondrial inner membrane; mitochondrion.
CGGGGUUGGUGGAGGCGGAAGUGCGAGGGGCCUGGAGGAGUCAUGGGGGUGAAGUUGGAGAUCCUGAGGAUGUUCCUGUACCUGUCCUUCCCCGUGGCCGUGUUCUGGGUCUCCAACCAGGCCGAGCUCUUCCAGCGUCACGUGAUCGACCGUAAGAGGGAGAUUUUCCCGCCGGACACCCCGGAACGGCGCCAGGCCAUGGCUGAGAUGAAGCAGCGGCUGCGGGAGAGGAAGGGGACCCAGGCCUGAGGGACAGCGGGGACACGGUGACACCGUGG